AUGAACUACAUCUCUGCAACUUUCUGUGUGGCUUUAAGCAACACGGUACCAGCCAUUACCUUCAUCAUGGCUGUUCUUUUAAGGAUGGAGAGAAUUUCCAUGAAGAAAUGGCCAGGAAUAGCAAAGCUGGUGGGUUCGGCUGUCAGUAUUUUGGGAGCUACGUUCUUUAUUCUAGUAAAAGGACCUCCUAUGUACCAUACUAGCCAUAAGGAAAGUUCAGUCUCAUUUACUGAGAGCAGCUCCAAGGGGGACUGGCUCAAAGGCUCACUUAUUGCCACUUCAUCCAACGUAUCUUGGGCCGCAUGGAUCAUUAUGCAGGAGCCUAUAUUGAAGGAAUAUCCGGCAAAAAUGAGACUCACGGCCCUGCAAACCUUCUUCAGUUGCAUCCAGGCAGCACUUUGGGCAGUCGCUGGUGUGUUGUACGCUGGAUUAACAUAUUGGUUGAGGAUUUGGGUCAUAGGCAAAAAGGGCCCUGUUUUUCUGGCCAUGUUCACCCCAUUAGGGCUCGUCUUUACGGCCUUCUUUUCUGCAAUCUUGUGGAAGGAAUCCCUUCACUGGGGAAGCGCUUCUGGUGCUGUGGUGUUGGUGGGUGGCCUCUACGGCUACCUGUGGGGGAAAAAUGAAGAAGAUAAAGCCGAAAAUCUUGAGCAACAAAAGCCGGCUGCUCCCCAGGAAACUGCAUGA
This is a messenger RNA of Thlaspi arvense, 684 nucleotides long. NCBI's taxonomy places the organism in Eukaryota, Viridiplantae, Streptophyta, Magnoliopsida, Brassicales, Brassicaceae. The record is from the annotation of a GenBank genome assembly.